AUGCCUCACAGCAAACACCAUGAACAUACAGCAAACAAGCAGGACAUUUCUUACACAGAGAUAAAGACAGCUAAGUCUACAAAGAAGCAAAGAAAACCUAAAGCCAAGCAGAGCUCUGUAAUGCUAAGUGAAGAGCAACUAAACUAUGCAGAAGUGACAUUCGACAGAACACCUCAGCUCCUCUCCCCAAAACGGGUUGUCAGAGGAAAAAGACAAGGUCCAAAAACAACUGUGUGGAAAAUAGUAACUGGCAUCCUUGGAGUCUUGUGUGUGGUGCUUACGAUAACCGUGGGGAUCUUACUUCCAAAAUUAUUCUCUAGCCAAGAACAAAGCAGAGAAAGCUCCACCCAUUUCACACAUGUGUGUUUCCUAGAUGGCGCCUGUUACCUUUGUUCACUGGACUGGAUUGCUUUUGGAAACAAUUUCUAUCAUAGUUUUCGUGAAAUAAAAACCUGGGCAGACAGUCAAUCUUCCUGUGAGAAAAGGAACUCUCAUCUUGUGGUGAUAGACUCCAAAGCAGAGCUGGAAAGCUUGCUAUUGUUUAAAAUUCAAGGGUGGAUUAUUCUCAAUAUAGAUGAAGCAGAUGGGUCCUGGCUGUGUGAAAAUGGAACCGAAAUACAGGAAACCAGAAUUAAUGAUUCAGAAAAGAAGAAUCAUAGUUGUCAUUAUCUGAAUGGAAAACAAUUUUUUCUUGAAGACUGUUCAUCUAAGAAAGCAUACACCUGUGAGUUUAAUAUGUCACAGUAG
Molecule: messenger RNA, 747 nt
Organism: Chionomys nivalis (European snow vole)
Lineage: Eukaryota; Metazoa; Chordata; Mammalia; Rodentia; Cricetidae
Product: killer cell lectin-like receptor subfamily I member 1
Exons: 6
Coding region: 1-747 (248 amino acids)
Biological process (GO): positive regulation of natural killer cell mediated cytotoxicity; stimulatory C-type lectin receptor signaling pathway
Source: RefSeq, a predicted model, not a curated record